Messenger RNA from Lepisosteus oculatus (spotted gar), 1488 nucleotides. RefSeq names its product glutaredoxin 3 (gene glrx3). Gene Ontology annotation, cellular component: nucleus; cytosol. The record is from RefSeq and is a predicted model, not a curated record. Gene Ontology annotation, biological process: intracellular iron ion homeostasis. NCBI's taxonomy places the organism in Eukaryota, Metazoa, Chordata, Actinopteri, Semionotiformes, Lepisosteidae.
AACUGUAGUUCGACUCCUGUUCGAUUAGUUCAGUCUGUCAGCAUGGCGAAUUUCGUGCAAGCCACUUCUUCGCAGCAAUUUGAAGAUUUGUUAAAGAAUGCAGGAAAGUCUCUGGUGGUUAUCCAUUUCCUGGCAUCAUGGGCUCCACAGUGCACCCAAAUGAAUGAUGUGAUGGCAGAGAUAGCGAAGGAGUAUCCACAGGUGACAUUUAUAAAGCUGGAAGCAGAAGCGGUACCUGAGGUAUCUGAGAAAUAUGAGAUCACUUCCGUCCCCACUUUCCUUUUCUUUAAGAACUGUGAGAAGAUUGACAGGCUGGAUGGAGCCCAUGCCCCGGAGCUGACCAAGAAGGUCCAGCGCCUGGCGUCCAGCCCCGCGGUUCCUGCCGGAUCUGGGGCUCCCACUAAAGAGGAUCUUAAUGAGCGUCUGAAGAAGCUGAUCAAUGCCGCACCCUGCAUGCUUUUCAUGAAGGGAUCCCCCCAGGAACCCCGCUGUGGAUUCAGCAAGCAGAUAGUGGAGAUUUUUAAGCAGAAAAACAUUCAAUACAGCAGCUUCGAUAUCCUAUCGGAUGAGGAAGUGCGGCAGGGACUCAAGACAUUUUCCAAUUGGCCCACUUAUCCUCAGGUUUACGUCAACGGGGAGCUAGUGGGAGGACUGGAUAUUGUAAAGGAACUUGCUGAAUCUGGAGAGCUUGAGAACACCUGCCCGAAGGCAGUAACACUAGAGCAUAGGUUAAAGGCUUUGAUAAACAAGGCUCCAGUAAUGCUGUUCAUGAAAGGAAGUAAAGAGAUGGCUAAAUGUGGAUUCAGUCGUCAAAUACUUGAAAUAAUGAACAGCUCGGGGGUUGAUUAUGAGACUUUCGAUAUACUACAGGAUGAAGAGGUUAGACAAGGACUGAAAACAUAUUCUAACUGGCCAACAUAUCCUCAACUGUAUGUGAAGGGUGAACUUGUUGGUGGACUUGACAUUGUGAAGGAACUUAAAGAAAGUGGGGACCUGCAGUCUGUUUUGAAUGGGGAAAGCUAGUAAUUGAUGACACAGGAAGGGACUCAGACAAGCCUAAGUUUUCUUAUAUAUUAUCUGCUGGGGUGAUCUAUGGAGAAUCCAUCUACUGUGUAUAAUUUGCUUUUUUCCAGACAUUACAAAUAUUGAAGAAUAAGUAUUAAAUUACAAAUGAUGAUCACAUUGUUUCAAUUGCUAUAAUCAGAAUAAAAUUGUUUUAAGUGUAAUUUUUGAUGUUUCAGUUGGUUCUGUGCAUUCAUUUUACUAAGAAACCUUGACAAGGCAUGUGUGCUCUUAGGCUUUGAAGCUUUUUUCCAAUGAAAUGAAAAACAGGUCAAAUUAGUUACAGAUCCUAUCACGGUAACUAGAACUAGUGUAUGUUUUUUUGUAUGCAUGCAACUGCUGUAUGCAAAAAGUGACACAUUUGUGCUGAAGCAUGUUAGAGGUACAUAACAUUCCUUAAAAAUAAACCACAAAUGAUAUACUGCA